CGUUCAGUGCCCCUUGCGGCACCGACUCCGUAGCUGCCGUCCGGUCCCGCAUGCGGGGCACCAAGCUCUCUCAGCAUAUCAAUCACCCCACCUUCAUGCCUCCUGAUGUCAACAUUCCACUCAUUCUCACAUAAAUCCGGCCCCAGCAGACAGACCUGAACUCGUCACACGCCCACCCGCUCAGAAAACGAUACAUUGAGGAAGAGAAACAGCCAGAGAUCAGCCAGUCUAGAGAGCAAAAGGACCUCGUCGAUAUGGCCCCCGCAAACACCCUCCCCGCAUGGGCCGACCUGCAGGCUCACCACGACAAGGUCGGCAAGUCGUUCGUGCUCAAGGAUGCCUUCAAGGCGGACCCGAAGCGCUUCCAGACCUUCUCUACCAAGAUCACCCUCCCUGCCGGCAUCUCGACCGAGCCCAACGGCACCGAGAUCCUGUUCGAUUUCAGCAAGAACCUCGUCACUGAGGAGACCCUGAGCCUCCUGGUCAAGCUUGCCGAGCAGGCCGCCGUCGAGAAGAAGCGGGAUGCCAUGUUCGCCGGUGAAAAGAUCAACUUCACCGAGAACCGCGCUGUCUACCACGCCGCCUUGCGGAAUGUCACCAACCAAGAGAUGAAGGUCGACGGCGUCGACGUGAUGAACACCAAAGGCGGCGUCAACGAGGUGCUGGAGCACAUGCGCGUUUUCUCUGAGCAGAUCCGCAGCGGCGAGUGGAAGGGGUACACUGGCAAGAAGCUCACCAACAUCAUCAAUGUUGGCAUCGGAGGUUCUGAUCUCGGCCCGGUUAUGGUCACGGAGGCCCUCAAGCACUACGGUGCCAAGGACAUGACGCUGCACUUUGUCUCGAACAUCGACGGCACCCACAUCGCCGAGGCCCUCGCAAACUCGGAUCCCGAGACCACUCUCUUCCUGAUCGCCUCCAAGACCUUUACCACCGCCGAGACGACGACCAACGCCAACACGGCCAAAACGUGGUUCCUCGAGAAGACGGGCGGCAAGGGAGACAUUGCGAAGCACUUCGUCGCUCUCUCCACCAACGAGGCCGAGGUGACCAAGUUCGGCAUCGACGCCAAGAACAUGUUCGGCUUCGAGAGCUGGGUCGGCGGGCGCUACUCGGUCUGGAGCGCCAUCGGCCUGAGCGUCGCUCUGUACAUCGGCUUCGAGAACUUCCGCAAGUUCCUGUCGGGCGCCCACGCGAUGGACCAGCACUUCCGCACCGCGCCUCUCCGCGAGAACGUCCCCGUGCUUGGCGGCCUCCUCUCGGUCUGGUACUCCAACUUCUUCAACGCGCAAACCCACCUCGUCGCCCCCUUCGACCAGUACCUGCACCGCUUCCCGGCGUACCUGCAGCAGCUGUCUAUGGAGUCCAACGGCAAGACCAUCACCUCGGACGGGUCGCCCGCCAAGUACACGACGGGCCCGAUCCUGUUCGGCGAGCCGUGCACCAACGCGCAGCACUCCUUCUUCCAGCUCGUGCACCAGGGUACCAAGCUGAUCCCGGCCGACUUCAUCCUCGCGGCCAAGUCGCACAACCCGGUCUCGGACAACCUGCACCAGAAGAUGCUCGCGUCCAACUACCUCGCCCAGGCCGAGGCCCUCAUGGUGGGCAAGACGGCCGACGAGGUCCGCGCCGAGGGCAACGUGCCCGAUAACCUGGUCCCGCACAAGGUGUUCCUCGGCAACCGGCCCACGACAAGCAUCCUCGUGGGCGGCGCCAUCGGUCCCGCCGAGCUGGGCGCGCUGAUUGUCUACUACGAGCACCUCACCUUUACCGAGGGCGCCGUGUGGGACAUUAACUCGUUCGACCAGUGGGGCGUGGAGCUGGGUAAGGUGCUGGCGAAGAAGAUUCUCAAGGAGAUCGACGAGCCUGGCGCGGGACAGGGCCACGACGCCUCGACUGGUGGGCUGCUGGGGGCUUUCAAGAGGUAUGCAAACCUUUGAGGAGGCCAGAGGGGUCUGAGCUGGAAAAGGAAACAUGAACAGCAUAUUUCGUCAGGAAACCAUCUUAUUGUAGCUUGAGAGCGGGUCCGCGAGAACCAGGUUAAACUUCCUGCUUAGAUAGAAGGAGGGCAACAGGCUCUCAUUACACAAGCGUGCCGCGUACCGAGGACGGUGUCAUAUCUGUUGGCUCUUGCCUCCUAU
Molecule: messenger RNA, 2138 nt
Organism: Chaetomium strumarium
Lineage: Eukaryota; Fungi; Ascomycota; Sordariomycetes; Sordariales; Chaetomiaceae
Product: Phosphoglucose isomerase
Exons: 2
Coding region: 255-1937 (560 amino acids)
Biological process (GO): gluconeogenesis; glucose 6-phosphate metabolic process; glycolytic process
Cellular component (GO): cytosol
Molecular function (GO): monosaccharide binding; glucose-6-phosphate isomerase activity; carbohydrate derivative binding
Source: RefSeq, a predicted model, not a curated record